Messenger RNA from Daphnia pulex (common water flea), 1994 nucleotides. Its product is annotated as suppressor of cytokine signaling 6-like. Gene Ontology annotation, cellular component: phosphatidylinositol 3-kinase complex. The record is from RefSeq and is a predicted model, not a curated record. Lineage: Eukaryota; Metazoa; Arthropoda; Branchiopoda; Diplostraca; Daphniidae. The coding region runs from base 356 to 1753 and encodes 465 amino acids. Gene Ontology annotation, molecular function: 1-phosphatidylinositol-3-kinase regulator activity. The transcript is spliced from 3 exons. Gene Ontology annotation, biological process: phosphatidylinositol phosphate biosynthetic process; intracellular signal transduction.
AGACGUGAAAUCCUACAGAUGGCUCGCUGUUCGUGUGUCUUGUUAAUACAGAAGGCUAUGUUACCGUGAAGUUAAUGCGUUCUGUAAGGUCAACUUGUUCUCCCCAAUAAUUUGUUUUGACGAACCCAGUAAUAUGUUUAGAUGUUAUUAUGCGGACGCACAAAACCGUGAUUAAUAUCUAUUAAGAAAGUGUCAUAUGGUGCCGUUAAAAUAAAUCCAACAAUUAAAAGGAAGGGUGUGGUGCAGUAGAACAACCGUCAAUUUCUUUGCCGAAAAUUAAGCGAAAACUGAUUGCUUUCAUUAAGGACUAUCACUAUUCACGAACCAAGUUAGCCAAUAGUAUGGGACAUUUGUAAUGGGGGUCUGUUUAUGUCGGCAAUUAUCAACUCGUGAAUUCACAAAUAUGGCAGAGGCAAACACUACAGUAGGAUGCAAUUGUGCAACCAAGCCUUCAUCAUCUUCAACAGUUUGUGUGAUUUGCCAACCACUACUCAGCACAGAUACCCCAACCUCUGAUAUUUCGUUGUGCAAAGGAGCUGUUCCUCGUGAAAGUGUACCAAGAAGAACAUUUCGUAAUCUUUCUCUUGGUUGCCGUAAAUCAUCAAAGUCAAAAGAGAAAGCAGAAAAGUCUGGUAAAUCCAAACUCUCUUGGACUCUAAGCUGGAGACUAAAGUCUCCAAAUUCCCUUAAAGUGGAAGCCAGUGCCCCACGUGAACCUAUGAUUGAUCUUGCAAGAUUCAACCCAUCAGACUAUCCUGUUGAAGAUAAAGAUGAAGUUGCCAGAAUAGCCAGAGCUAGAGAAAUAGCAGAAGGAAUAGAAAUGGAGAUUGAGUCUCUCCCAUCUUGCUAUCGCCUACAGAGUGAUGAAGCUGAAGAAAACACAGCAGCAAAACCUCAAGUUGAGAUGGCACCUAUUGAAGCAGCUGUUGAGGAAUCUCAGUUAGAAGACAGGGUCGUAGUUGCUGCUCAGCCUAAUUUAAGUGCUUCAUUGAUAGAAGGAUUAACAGUUUUGCUUCAUCUAUCUCUUGCGAUUAGUAUGGAUUCUCAACGAGCAUGGAAUGUUUUGACACACGGAGAUUUACAUUUCCUGGUGCAACAUUUUCACUGGCAUCAACACCAACAUGGACCUCAGGGCAUGUUUACAUUAACUCCAAGAAAUGGAGAUACCGCAUCUUCAAACAUCACUACUGUUGAAUUGGAAGUUGAUGCCCAAGGAACGGAAUUCUUGCGGCAGGCUCAUACCCAAGUGGAUUAUCUUCAUUGUUUAGUCCCUGAUUUACUCAAUAUAACCAAGUGCUCUUUUUAUUGGGGGAAAAUGGACCGUUACGAAGCUGAGAGGUUACUUGAAAACCGACCUGAUGGAACAUUUCUACUAAGAGAUUCAGCACAAGAGGAAUAUCUGUUCAGUGUCAGUUUCCGCCGAUAUAACCGAUCACUUCACGCGCGUAUUGAACAAUGGAAUCAUAGAUUUAGUUUUGAUUCCCACGAUCCCGGAGUAUAUAGUUCUCCCACGAUACUGGGUUUAAUCGAUCAUUACAAGAAUCCCGAGUUGUGCAUGUUUUUCGAACCGACACUGACCUUACCUCUACACCGGAACUCGCCGUUUACGCUGCAACAUCUUAGCAGAGCAGUUAUAUGCAGCAAUAUCACUUACGACGGAGUUAAUGAACUCAAUCUACCCAGAGCUCUAAAACUUUAUUUAAAAGAAUAUCAUUAUAAACAAAGAAUUAGAGUUCGCCGUCUUGAUGGGUAAAGGAAUUAACUUUUUAUUGUCCACAGAGGACCCAUCGCGAUUGACUACGUUGUCUUCCUUUUAUUUUGGUGGUCGUUUUGUUUUUGUUUCUGAGUAUGUCCUUAUUAAGAUAGGAUUCAUUUUAACCUAUUAUAUGACCAUCUUUCGGUAUUGAAAUGUAUUAAAAUUUUUUAAAUGUUUAAUGCGCAAUUCUACACAACGUGCAACAUGCUUACUUUAUAAAACGUAUUGGUGACUUUCA